Messenger RNA from Cavia porcellus (domestic guinea pig), 8329 nucleotides. It is a transcript of the gene Zkscan1, whose product is annotated as zinc finger with KRAB and SCAN domains 1. The transcript has 6 exons. Gene Ontology annotation, biological process: regulation of transcription by RNA polymerase II. NCBI's taxonomy places the organism in Eukaryota, Metazoa, Chordata, Mammalia, Rodentia, Caviidae. The record is from RefSeq and is a predicted model, not a curated record. Bases 249 to 1940 code for a protein of 563 amino acids. Gene Ontology annotation, molecular function: DNA-binding transcription factor activity, RNA polymerase II-specific; RNA polymerase II cis-regulatory region sequence-specific DNA binding.
AUGGUGACAUACUUCCGGCCUUUGUGACUCAUUGUGUCUGUGUCGAGGCGUCGGGAGGGCCUAAGUCCGUUUUCGGUGCCCUUCGGCCGGCUUGAGCCCUACAGUCAGUUCUCUUUUCUCACCCAGCACCCCGAGGCCGCUCCAGGGGCUCACGGAACAGUACAGAAACAGAUCUAAAACCUCUAGCCAGAGAGGCCAGCACAGACCCAGACCCCAUUUGGAUCACGUCAGUUCCCUUAGCCUGAACGAUGACUGCUGAGUCAAGGGAAGCCACGGGUCUGUCCCCGCAGGCUGCACAGGAGAAGGAUGGCAUCGUCAUUGUGAAGGUAGAAGAGGAAGAUGAGGAAGACCACAUGUGGGGUCAGGAUUCCACCCUGCAGGAGACGCCACCUCCCGACCCAGAGAUUUUCCGCCAGCGUUUUAGGCGCUUCUGUUACCAGAACACUUUUGGGCCUCGAGAGGCACUGAGUCGACUGAAGGAACUCUGUCAUCAGUGGCUACGACCAGAAAUAAACACCAAGGAGCAGAUCCUGGAGCUGCUGGUGCUGGAGCAGUUCCUUUCCAUUCUGCCCAAACAGCUCCAAGUCUGGCUACAGGAGUACCGGCCCGAUAGCGGAGAGGAGGCUGUGACUCUCCUGGAAGACUUAGAGCUUGAUCUGUCAGGACAGCAGGUCCCAGGUCAAGUUCAUGGGCCUGAGAUGCUUGCCAGGGGGAUGGUACCUCUGGAUCCAGUACAAGAGUCUUCAAGCUUUGACCUUCACCAUGAGGCCACCCAGUCACAUUUCAAGCAUUCAUCUCAGAAACCCCGCCUCUUGCAAUCCCGAGCAGUCCCUGCCACCCACAUUCCUGCCCCUCCUCAUGAUGGGAGUCCCAGAGACCAGGCGAUGGCAUCUGCCCUACUGACCGCAGAUUCUCAGGCAAUGGUGAAGAUCGAGGACAUGGCUGUGUCCCUCAUCCUGGAGGAAUGGGGAUGUCAGAACCUGGCUCGAAGGAAUCUCAGCAGGGACAGCAGGCAGGAGAAUUAUGGGAACGUUUUUUCACAGGGUCGUGAAAAUAAGAGUGAGAACGAGGAGUCAACCUCAAAGGCUAAAGACACAGAGGACUCAGCAUCCCAUGGGAAAACAGCAGGAAGAUUCCAGAAAGAUUUAGGAGAGAAACGUGAACAGCCAGGCAGAAGAGUAGAAAGGCAACAAAGAAACCCUGAAGAGAAAACUGGAAAGGAGAAGAGAGAGUCAGGGCCAGCUACAGCCAAGGAGAAAAAAACCACCCCAGGAGAGAGAGCUCCAAGAGAGAAGGGCAAAGGCUUGGGAAGAAGCUUCAGUCUGAGUUCAAACUUUAAUAAUACCCCUGAAGAGGUUCCACCAGGAGCAAAGUCUCACAGAUGUGAUGAAUGUGGUAAAUGCUUUACAAGAAGCUCAAGCCUUAUUCGCCAUAAAAUAAUCCACACUGGAGAAAAGCCCUAUGAAUGUAAUGAGUGUGGGAAAGCCUUCAGUCUCAACUCAAAUCUCGUCCUACAUCAGCGAAUCCACACAGGGGAGAAACCUCAUGAAUGUAAUGAGUGUGGCAAAGCCUUCAGUCAUAGCUCAAAUCUCAUUCUGCACCAGCGCAUCCACUCUGGAGAGAAGCCCUAUGAAUGUAAUGAAUGUGGGAAGGCCUUCAGCCAGAGCUCAGACCUCACCAAGCAUCAGAGAAUCCACACAGGGGAGAAACCCUAUGAAUGUAGUGAAUGUGGAAAAGCAUUCAACCGAAACUCAUACCUUAUUUUGCAUCGGAGAAUUCACACUCGAGAAAAACCUUACAAGUGUACUAAGUGUGGCAAGGCCUUCACCCGGAGCUCAACCCUCACACUGCAUCACAGAAUCCAUGCUAGAGAGCGAGCCUCAGAGUAUAGUCCAGCCUCCCUGGAUGCAUUUGGGGCAUUCCUGAAAGGCUGUGUGUAAAAUAGGAAUUUGUUAUCAACCCUUUUCCUGCUUUGUUCCUAAAAUUAUUUCAAAGAUGUGUGCCCAUGGAGGGAAAAAAAGGCCUCAAUAGAUUUUUUUUUUUUUUUUAAAUCACACUCAAGGAUCCUUAGAGUUACAUCAGCAGUAUUCUGCCUUUGGGCAUGUGAUUCUUCCAUGCAGCCCCUGCAGGGAAAAGCUGGUCAGACAAAUAAUCCACAUGCUGUUCCACACAAAAUGAAAGCACAUACAUAGAAAGAUAACAAGCUUUUCAGUAAUGAGGAUACCUUUAAGGCACUAUUGGACUCAUAGCAACCAUGGCACGUAAUUCAAAGAUCACACUUGCUCUGUGAAUGUGACAAUUGAGGUUAAGAAGCCACUUGCUGCAAACGAGCCCUACUUGGCCAACAUCUUGUUUAUUUCUUGCAAGAAAGACAGUUAAAACAAAUACUACAUUGGGACAUGCUCCUCCAGCUAGUUACAUGUCCCGUACGUUACGUGUAUCUGAUUACUGGUAGCCUACCAAAGCUAUAGAAAUCUAGGACUAUACUGAUCAGUAUCAAACCAAAGAUUUCUAUCUCUUUCUGAGAGGGUAUGUGCACCAGUCUACAGUUCCAAAGGACUUCAACAAAUGUAGAUGGUUCUAUCCUCAUCACUGAGAUCAGUUCUACUGAAAUAGCAAUGAGUCAUAACACUUGUCCCCCUUUUUGAAGUUUCUGAAGCACUCUAGCACUCCUAAAGGCAUUUCUCCACAAGUUAGCACUUAAUUUUAUACUAUCUUUUAAUCUUUGUUUUGUGUGUGAGAUUUUUUAUCGCGCCUGCCCCGCCAAAAGAGAUGUUUCUGUUCUUGAGGGAUGUAGUUUGAUGUUCUACCAACACAGCACCACACAUGGUGCUGGACACAUAAGAGACACUCCUUGUGACUGACUUCUAGUAGAACUUUAAUAUUUAUGAGAAAGCCUUGUGAAUCACGGGUUUCUGAAAUAUAGUAGCCUGGCCCAAUUGAAAGAGGACCUUCAGGUUCAGUAAGAGGAGGUAUACUAAAACCUCUGGGUAUUCAUGUCCUAAAUACAAACAAAAGGAACUGGCUAACCGCUUGCAUAGAUUUUUCUAAACAUGGAUCAGAAAUAAACACAACAAAAUGCUAGAAAUGACUCUGUUGUCAGCAUCUUAAGGAGGUUAUAAUACUGACUAGUUAUUUUUUGACAUCUCUCCGUGGCAGAGCUACUAGCCAGAAUUCACUUCAGUCACUUCAGUGUGAUGAUGGUGGGCCCUUUUUGAAUCAUUUGUAACUUGGGUAAUAAUACAGCUCAGAAGCGGUGAUUUUUAUUGCUUUUCAGAAAAAGGAAAAUGGAACAUAUUUUCCACACUUUCCAGAAACUGUUACAGCAUUUGUUAUCAUUAGCUGGCAAUUACUACAGGUAUGUUGUUGCUCUGAGAAGUUCACCAUUGUACUAAGAUGUGGUUAAUUGUUUCACAGUAACAGUGCACAAUGUUUUUUGUUUCUCAUUUCUCAAGACCAAGGUGAGGUUAUGGAACCCUAACCUCUCCCAUCAUCUGCAGGAAGACACAGAUGGCCCCAUAGAUGUUGAUGAAGACAGUGUCACAUGUAUGGGAGACAAACCAAGUGUUGCAAGUUCUGUAGGUCUCAAGGGCUUGAGAUGGAACUGGCUGUGUUCAUGAGAGCAUUCAAAUGGCUGUGGUCAGCCCUGCAAAAACCUGGACUAUAAAGCAAACCUGAACACUGACAGUAUAAUCACCAUAUAAUGGGAAAAUCCCACAUACAGUUUGAGAUUUUUCUCUAAAGAAACAGAGUAAAAACCAUUGUUCAUCAGUCCUUCUGACCAACAAUUAAAGUCCAUGAAAUAUCAUGGCUGAACAAAUGAGGCAGAGACAUAAGGCCUCAGCCCCAGACUAAACUAAACUUCUAUACAGCAAUCAAUUUUUGGCCUCAUUGCUUGGACCAACCACAACUUCCCCUAUGGCAUUUUCUUCAGUUUUUCCUGGAAAAGCCACAUAGCAGGUUAGUCAGUUACCAGAAUACUUACCCAAUUUAAGAAAAAAAGAAGAGGUAUUCCAGAAGAGUAUACCUCAUUGACUUUCUGUAGUGAAAUGGAGGUAGAAAUGUUUUGAGAAUUUUCCUCUAACAGUGAGCCACAGUGACAGUUGCGUAGAAAAUUGCUGGUGCUUUGAGAUCUUUGCCCGCUAGGAAAAAAGGCAUAGAGGUGAAAUAUACAACUCUGGGCACUCAUCCAAGCAUUGACUUUGUUUAUAAGAAGGAAAAGACAGUCAGUUCAACAUUGGCUUUUUCUUUUCUUUUUUUAAUGCCACAACUACAUGCUGACAUUGUAGGGUUUGGUUUUAAAUGAAAUUUAAAUAUGACCAAUGCCCUGGCGUUAGGUUCCCGUUUUAUUGGGAUAUCUAACUGACUUUGCUAGAUAGCUGCUGGGGUUGCUUCAGAUCUUCGGCAGAUGCACUGCUGGAGGCAGCUAUUUGAAGAUGUGUUUUCUGAGGAAAACAGGCUGCAACUGGUUUUUAAAACCGUGGAUGUAUCAAAUACUUGUUGUGAAGUGUCAUUGGACCAGAAACACCGGCAACACCUCUAAUUAGUGCUCAGGAUAGUUCAAAAGUUGUGACUGGCUGACAUCUGUUAACAGUUGAAGUACUCUUGUAGUUAACCAUUAGCAUGCUAGUUGACCUAAUGGAACUUUUUGAAAAGUUUUUAAAACUAACACCUUCACCUUGCCAGGAAGAGAAAUAAAAUUCUUCAGUCUAUAAGGUAUUUGUUUCUAAUCCAGCCUGGCAGGCAAGGCUAAACCUGAGACUAUAGAUGUAUGAGACAUGUUGGUGUGUACAGCACUUAAUACUAAAGGCAUAGAAGUGAAACUGCUAAAUGUGUGUGGAGAGUGAUGUGUUUGAUGUGUGGGACAAUUCACAUCUUACAUCAGAGAAUUGAUUUCCAAAAGGAACCUCUUGAAUGUGAUAAAUAUGGCAAAGCCUUUAAUCACAUUUCAGCCCUUAACAACAGAAAGCUUCCACUGUAAAUAAAGCUUAUUAAUAUUGUAUGUGAAGAAAACUUUCGUGCAUAGCACUCAUUGCUUGGGACAGAGAUGAAUUCCUUCAGUAUGUUCCAGUCAUUGGAUAAUUUCAGAAACACUGCAGAGGGAGCUCAGUCUUAGCUACAAAGAACUCACAGGAGAACAUGUGGGGAAAUGCUAAAGAAAUAGCAAAAUGUACAACUUCAUACAAAAAUUGUUAAUGUUGGAUACUUCCAUAUAUUUUGUAUGACCAUAAUGUUGGUGUGUUUUGUACCUUGAAAACCCGUUAUUCUGUAUAUUCCCCAAAAACAGAUUAUGUAUUUUAUUUUAAUCUAUUUGACAGAACACAUCGCUCCAAGAAAUGAAGUUUUGGAGUGAAUAGUGAAGAUAGUGAUAUGGUGAUAGUUAAUUCACAGAACUGAGGAUAGGAAAAAAUCCAAGGACAAAAAACUUCAUUGGUUUGAUGCUUCUUGAAUUGAGAGAUCAAUAAACUUGUGGAGAUUCACGUGUUAAUAGGGCACUAAAGUGGAACAGCUAAGUUGACCUCUGAGCUGCCAGGUCACCAUUGUGAACCAAAGGGAUGCAUGGACUCAGUGAGCUUGCCAGGGGAAGAGGGUUUUCUCCAUGAUUGGAGAGUUAGAAAGUGUACUGGGAUGGCCAGUGGGACCACUUAACCCGACCAGGUCCUGUAAACUACAAUCUUUACACUUGUAAAACUUCAGAUAGAGUCAGGUGUGGUAGCUCACGCCUGUAAUCCCAGCACUCAGGAGGCUGAGGCAGGAGGAUCAUUGAGAGGUCAAGACCAGCCUAAGCUAUAAAAUGAGCUCAAGGCCAGCCUGAACUACAUAGAGAGAUCCUGUCUCAAAAAGAUUAAAACAAAAAAAGGAAAACACCAAGAUGGGGGUUGUUUCCCAGGAUAUAGGGCUGGAUGCAUCCAGUAUGAUACUGUAAGACUUGUCAUGAGGCUGGAGAAACAGAUUGUAUGGCUGUGCUCCUGUGUACCUUCCCUGCACCUGCUUGCUUUCUCUAGUGUAUGAUUAUUAGUGGGGGAGAGUUUUUGAAGAGUCCUAGUUGUGGAAGACUUUAUCCCUUUUAAUCCUAGAUCACCUUUGUUCCAGAUAGGCUUGCUGGUCUACUUAAAAACCAACUCACCAGGUUCAUCCUGCCAUCCUCAUGGGAGACUGAUGGUGUGAACUGGAGUACCAGUGUUGAAAUGUAAUCAGUGACAGUAAUGCUUGCCAGAGGAGCCCUGUUUGUGUUUUGUUGUUGUUUUGGUACCAGGAAUUGAACUCAGGACCUCACGCUUGCUAGGUAGGUGCUGUGCUGCUGAGCUAUAUCCCUGGCCUAAGGAGCCCUGUUUUGUGCAUCCCUCUUGAGCAAUCUCAGAAAUACUUGAGGGAGCUGAGGUUUUCAUUCGGGAAACCAAUUGAAGGUCUACAGAGUAAGUGAAAUAUAAAAUCAGAAAAGAAAUUAAAUGGUAUAAAUAGGUCAUUUCAUAGGGGUAGAGUAGAUGUUUAUUUCAGCUACUACUGGAGAAUUUAAUAAAAAGCAUUAUUUGGAAAGUUUUCCUAAUGUAGAUUUAGGUUUUGUUUUAGGCACACUACUGUACAUUUAAAAGCAGUUACUUAUUUUGCUAUCCAGAUUUUUUAUUAUAUCUGAAAAUUAUCUGUUUUUACUUUUCAAAACUUUGUAAAACAAACUUGAAGUUAUAAGGAGGUAAGCCAUCUCCAAUUCUGCAGGUCAAACAAAAGUUGGGGAAAUACUUUUGACAUCCCAUCAACAGAACAUCUUAACAUAAGAAUUUAGUUUUGGGGCCCAGGAUUUAGCUCAGCAGCAUAAGCGCCUGCCUGGCAAGCAUGAGGUCAUGCGUUGGAUCCCAGGUACCAAAAAAAUAAAGAACUUAGUUUUGUACUGUGUGGUUCUGUUUACUAGGCGGUACCACCAAUUCCCUGUCUUUCUCUGUCACCCUAAACAGUAGGAAGGAGAAAAGGGCAUGAGGUGAUUUCUAAGCCACAGUCUUCGCUGAUUGUAACAUUUUGUUUUUAUUCUUGGAAAUUUUCAUGCCUCCAUUUACUAAAAGAAUCAUGACUCAUUUGAAGUUAUACAUAAUCAGAAAAGUUAAUCGGUCUUAAAAAUUAAAAUUUCUCCCUUUAGCAAGCACUCAUUAAGCAGUGAGGCUCAGUGCUUGAAGAUAACAAAGAAUGAGAUUUGUGUGAGUGAAAGGGGUGGGACUGAAACUUGAGUUUUGUUCCGGUUUCACAUUUGGGUAUUAAAUUCCUUUGGUGUCCAGGAAAGGGGCCAGGCAGCUGCAGGUACCUUGAGUCAGCAUCCUGUUGUCUCCUAUCAGGUGCAACAGGAAGGAGAAAGGGGCAGAGUUAAUGACACCAUACACACACACCGUAUCGUCGCCCAAGGAAGCACAAUGAGGCUAGAACAGGGAGAAAAACUUAUGGAUGAGUUGGGUUAGUGAUUGUUUGCCUGCCUUCCUCUUCACCUCAGCCAAGUGACAGCAUUCAGCUGCAGCUUGAAGUUUCUAGCCUGCCCUCACAAGGACAAAGCAUGUUAGACUUAGAGAUGCUUCUGCUCAUAGCAGGACUUAUUUGGUCACAUAUAUGAGGUGGGUGGGUGGGAGGAAACAGAUUGUGCUUAUGCAGAAAAAUCAUGUCCUAAAAAUACAUGAGUGGAGGGAUAAGGGGUGGCUUAUGCAAACAAAAUCAGUAAUUAUUUUAAGAUGAGCAUAUGUAUUUUUAUUAAACUUUUAGUUAAAUAUAGAUUAUUACAACCAGGUCAACAUGAUAAGCCUAAAUCUAUAUAUAGAGCUAACUCAGGCAUUGUCUUGUUCAAUUUUUAGACUAGUUAAAACAACCUGUCCUUUUUUUGUCAGUUCCCAGCUGUUUUUAGGAUAAAUCAGACCAAAAGAAGAAUCUUAACUUGUCUUUAUAUACCUGCCCAAUUGAGUUAUUGCUGUUAACUUUUCAUUUUACUAGUUUCUGAAGAGUCCAGAUGCUUCGUAGAUGGUCAGUAAAUGAUUUCUAGAUUGAAUUUGCUGAAAAUCCUCAACAUUUCUAGAAAAGCUUUCACUAAAUUUUGGAAUCUUAGACAAAAGUGUUUAUUUUUAAAGCUAGAGAAACUGCACUAAAAUUGAAACCUUGAUCAAGAGCUAAUGUUUCAAUAGAGAGAUGGCAGCACAACAAAAUUUGUAGUCAGUGGUCCAUUUUAGGAAGCCCGUGAUGUCUGACAAACAAUAGAAUAGUGAAACUGGGGAAGGAAGUUGUGGAGAUUGUAAUAGUCUCUUUAUGUUGUUUCUCUUCUGGGUCAUGGUACAACAAUAAAUUAUCAUCUCUUAAGUGGCAA